AUGGCCAACAGCAACAAUAAUAACUCUUCACUGCUUGUUUUGGUGACUGGGGCAAGUGGAUAUAUUGGUUCUCAAUGUGUUAAGCAACUACUUGAACAAGGGUUUCGAGUCCGAGGAACUGUUCGUAGUCUGAAGAAUCCUAAGAAGGUCGAUCCAAUCAAGUGUUUGGACAAAAAAGGAAACUUGGAACUUGUUGAAGCUGAUCUAUUGAAUGCGGAAUGUUGGGAUAGGGUUUUGGACGGAUGUGAUUAUGUUCUUCACGUGGCUUCUCCUUUCCCUAUUGUUGCCGAUGAAAAAUGUAUUGAAACUGCAAUCUUAGGAACAUUGAAUGUUUUGAAAGCAGCUGGACAAUGUGAUUCUGUCAAAAAGGUAGUUCUUACUAGCAGCUGUGCAGCUGUAAACGAAGGUCAUGAUGACCCUGCAAAGAUGUAUGAUGAGACAACUUGGACUAACGUCAAUAGCAAACAAGUUGAUAAUUAUGCAAAAAGUAAAACUUUGGCUGAGAAAGCUGCGUGGGACUUCAUGAAAGAAGAUAAGCAUACCAACAAGUUCAAAUUAACUGCAAUUAAUCCAACAUUUGUGGUCGGACCAAUGCUAAUUGAUGAACAAGGAGCCAGUAUAACUGUUAUGAGACGUUUCCUUAAUAUGGAAAUGCCUGGAUUCCCACAAUUGAAUUUGGCAUGCGUUGAUGUCCGAGAUGUUGCUUCCGCUCACAUUAAGGCUAUGACUGAGUCUGCAACUGAUGGAGAAAGAAUUCUUGUGACAAGUCAACCAUCUCUCUGGUUCCGUGACUUUGCUCGUGUUUUGGGGUCUGAAUUCAGAGAACAAGGCUAUUGGAUUCCAAGCAUUCAAGUUCCUUAUUAUGUUCUCUGGAUCUACUCAUUCCUCGAUUCGCAAGCUGCUGCCUGUUUACACAGAGUCGGUCAUACCAUUCGUUUUGAUAACUCUAAGGCUCAAAAUUUACUAGGAAUAACAUUCCGCGAUCCCAAAGAAUCUAUCCUAUCCAUGGCAUAUUCGAUGAUUGAACGAGGACACAUAAAGAAAGCCCGAAACUACACAGGUGUUCCUGACAAAUACAAAGAUAUAUAA
Molecule: messenger RNA, 1089 nt
Organism: Auanema sp. JU1783
Lineage: Eukaryota; Metazoa; Nematoda; Chromadorea; Rhabditida; Rhabditidae
Source: the annotation of a GenBank genome assembly